This is a messenger RNA of Macrosiphum euphorbiae (potato aphid), 2040 nucleotides long. The record is from the annotation of a GenBank genome assembly. Lineage: Eukaryota; Metazoa; Arthropoda; Insecta; Hemiptera; Aphididae.
AUGCCUUCUAUUACAGACAUGCUGAACUUGAACAAACUAGAAAUGUUCCAGACAAUGAGGAAGAUAUUAGAAACUGAUGGCGCAAACACCGUCCGAAAUCUUAUAGCGUACAAAGACCAAAUAUUGUAUAUUUGGAAUCCUGACGAAUGCUGUUUGUACUCGCUACUGUUGAACACAGUUCACGAAGAACAACCUUCAUACCAAAAACUCUUCCCUGGAUCUCCACCCCUAUUCGAUGUUGACGAAAUAUUGAUCAAUGAACCUGGUACGCUGUGUGCACUUGUGGGCUCCAAAGGCGUAUCAGUGAUGAGGUUUCCAAAACGGAUGGGGUCUAAAUCCUUGUAUGAUACUAGUAGCAGUCAAGGAGAAGGCAUAACGUGCAGUACAUCGCUUUUCAAGACAAAUUCUUCAUACCAAACACUUGACGGACGUGAAACGAGUCCGGUGGUAUCCAGGCAGCCCCGAGGACAACCACCUCGUGGUACUCACAAACAACAAAAACUGUUUGCGGUUGUUCAAGACUUCUCGAGAUUGGCUUCGCUGGGCGACACGGCUGUGGGACUUGAUUUUGCGCCACCUGUACUCCUCGGCAGCCGAAUCCAAUCCGACCCGUCAAUCAUGUGGCCCAUACUCGUGUUGCAAGGAAACGGUGAUGUCUUGUGUAUGAACACAACCGUCGAUGAUUCGAUGAACAUUAAGUCAGCCAAAAUAACAGGUCCGCUGACUAUGUACCCACCCGCCGACGACAACUACAGCGAGGACGCAUGUUCCAUUCUUGUCAUGGACACCAUACCGCCCUCGGUUGUCAUAGCGUCAAAUUUUGGUGAACUGUACAAUUGCCUCUUGUUGCCGGACACCCAAGCCAAAAACGAAGACGAAUAUGAGCCCAGUGAAUAUCACCACGAAUACAGUUUGCACAUAAUCGAAACUAUCGAACUAGAGUUGGGCUUGAACAUCGAGGACAAUGGCGAAUACGACAGCUCCAACACGAUACAGUUGAAAAGAGACGCGGCUGUCACCUCCAGAUAUUGGUGUUUGCACAACACCGGCGUUCACUCGGUCACCGUACCGCUCAGCGAGUUGUUGGAUGAGUUUUCAAAAACCAACCCUGAUGACUUCCGCGGAUCACCCGACAUACAAGGACAAAGUUUUGUAGAAUAUUAUAUUUGCACGGGUCUUAUGAACGGUGAAACGAAACCUAUUAAAGGUUUUGCCAUCCUAAACUUUCCUACAGACUUAUUAGUCACUUUGUUGAGCAAUGGCGAAGUCGUUACUCAGGCUGUUCCGGAUUUCCAUUACAAUAAACUGUCUAUUGCUAAUAUGUAUAUGAACGAAGAUAACCCUGCUUCUGAAGACCAAGUGGAUAGUUCUGAAAACGUUGACAAAGAUAACUUCAGCUCAUUUAUAUCUGCACUACUGCAAAAAGAAAAUGGUACCAGAAAUACUAUUCUGAAAUUAGGUCCAGAUGUUCCCAAAGAGAUUGUAGUACAAAUGGUCUUACAAACUAUGAACAUGCGAAGAAGUACAUUAAAUAAUCAUAAAAUAGUUUCUGAAGAAAUUGAACGAAGAGUGCACAUGCUAGCUAAAGCAAAGGAAAGGCAAUUACAAGAGAUGCAGCGAUUGGAAGAAGCUCGGAAAAAAUUACAAGAUGAUGUAGAAAAUAAAGCUGAAAAAUUAGAUGAAAUUAGUAACAAGCAAGAAAAAUUGACCCAAAGAGCUUCGUCGAUUCUUUUGAGACUAGUAUCAGCAGCACCUGAUAGUAUAUCAAUAAAAAAGAAAAGAGAACUGUUGGGAGCUUAUAAGAGUAAGAUGGAUUUGAUGAAUAAACGUAUUGAAGAAGCCAGAGAAAAAUGGAACAUUGUGCAAUCUGAAUCAGCAGCAGCUGUAUAUAAACAAUUGUAUGGAGGCCAUUCAAUAAAACUAACUCUUGAACAGGAACUAGUUAUUAAAGGAAAUUUAUCUGAAUUGGGAUCUACAAUAUUAGAUUUAGAGAAAAAAGUGAGAGAUUUAAGAACCGUAAUUAAUACUAUUGCCAGUUAA